Molecule: messenger RNA, 1287 nt
Organism: Aspergillus fischeri NRRL 181
Lineage: Eukaryota; Fungi; Ascomycota; Eurotiomycetes; Eurotiales; Aspergillaceae
Product: acyl-CoA dehydrogenase family protein
Exons: 5
Coding region: 1-1287 (428 amino acids)
Biological process (GO): butyrate catabolic process; fatty acid beta-oxidation using acyl-CoA dehydrogenase
Molecular function (GO): flavin adenine dinucleotide binding
Source: RefSeq, a predicted model, not a curated record
AUGGUCGACUUCACCCUCUCCAACUCCGAACAGCAAACAAGAGCGGCAGCACGCAGCUUUGCUGCUGCCCACUUAGCCGGCGCUCAAGCAAUAUAUUCCGAUCUCGCGACACCCGAAGAGCGAUUUCAAAGCCUCCAGCCCAUCUAUGCCGCCGCAGUCAAGGCUAAUCUCAUCAAAGCCCAGGUUCCGGCUCAGAUCGGGGGCAGCAGCACUAAUUUGGUCGAGGCUGCGAUCCUAGUAGAGGAGUUCUACGCCGUCGAGGCAUCCGCUUCAUUAACCAUUUUCGGAACCGGACUGGGCUUGACUCCUGUUGCGCUGGCUUAUCGGCCUUCAAUUCAGAAAUUCUUGGAUCCCUUCCUUGCAAGCGAGGGGGCACCGCUUGCUUCGUUGGUGUUUUCGGAGCCUGCCGGCGUGGCAAAUUGGCUGGAACCUGGAGCGCCUGGUUUGCAAACAACAGCACGCCGGGAGGGAGAUGAGUGGGUUGUGAACGGUGAAAAGAUAUGGGCGACCAACUCCGCAGGCUGGGACUUUCGAGGCGCCGAUCUGAGCUGCGUGGUGUGUCGAUGCGUUGACGAGGGCGAGGUUGCGCAAGCUUCCUGUCCCCAGGACCUCAUCAUGAUUCUGCUGGUUACUCGGCAGGAUAUCCAAAGAAACGGACCAGACUGUUUCCAGGUCCUCAAACAUGUCGAGACCGCGGGACACAAAGCUACCUCAGGACCGCAUAUCAAGUACACAAACCUCCGGGUCCCAGUCGAAAACGUGCUCUGCGCGCCAGGCACCGGCGCUCCCAUCGUGCUACACUCUUUUGAGAUAUCGGCAAUGCUUGUGGGAGCCAUGGGCGUCGGGGUGCAACGAGCCGUGUUCGAUGCGGCCCUGGCCUUCUCUCACGAUACACGCGGUGGCACCGUCCCGAUCGCCCAACGUCAGUCCGUCGCGGACCUACUGAUCAACAUCAAAAUGCGGACAGAGACAUCGCGCUACCUGACGUGGAAAGCCGCGCACUGUUUGACGUCGGGUCCUGGCGAGCAUGCACAGCGGCGGGAGCAUGCCCUGCUGGCCAAGGUACAUUGCUCCGAUGCAGCGGUGCAGUCGUGUCUGGACGCGAUCAAUGCGGUGGGGGUGUCGGCGUAUAACCUUGAAACGCCAUUUGCUUCCCUCCUCGCUACUGCGCUUGUUCUGCCUAUUUUUGACGGAGGGAAUGUGGGGAUCCGCCGACGGGCACUGCAGGAUUUGUUCCUUGAAGAAGGAUAUCAGCCGUGGGGAACGACGUUUGGAUUCGAUAACUAG